UUUCAUUCAAUGCAUUCAACAACCAUAAAGCGACGCCAUUCAAUUCUCAAGCAGCAUCUACUGCCCGGUCAUCUUCUACAUAAUGGUCCCUAUUUUCUUCUUUUUGAUUCUUUUUUCAAAUUUGCUUCCAAAAGAUUUCUCUAGACAUAUACCCAUUUAUAUCUGUGAUAUUGUUUUUAGUAUAGCUUUUCAGUUUCAUCUUUCAUCUCCAUUUAAAGAGAGUGUUUGAUAAUUAGUGUGAAAGUUUGAUGUUUUUAUUGCUUAUAAUUGAGCCAUCUUUGUCUGGUAAUGAGGAACACUGAAAUGGAUCAUGCACAACAUAGACGUUCUAAAAGUGCAUCUGAGAGGAGCUUGGAGAUUUCAAGAAAUGGAGCUUUGCGUUCAAGCAAGGAUGAUAGGAACGGAGCACAGCAGAUGUCGCCAUUUACAACUAGGGCAAAUAGGACACGAAGUCCUCUCCAUGAAUAUCCUACUUGUACAGACAGAAAUACUUCGACAAAUCAUCGAGCUUCCUUAGAAAAAGAUGUUGAGCUGCUGCAGCUAAAGUUGCAGCAAGAGAAAUCUAUGCGAAUGAUGCUGGAAAGAGCAAUGGGACGAGUUUCGAGCACUUUAUCCCCUGGUCAUAGGCAUUUUGCAACUCAGACAAAGGAAUUAAUUGACGAGAUUGAAUUAUUAGAAGAAGAAGUUUCAAACCGGGAGCAGCAUGUACUAUCAUUAUACAGGACUAUUUUCGAGCAAUCCGCGAGUCGGGCGCCUUCAGAGCAAAAUUCUGGAAUGGCUUCUCCUGCUCAUACAAAGAAUGCAUCCAGAAAACACCCUAGUAUUAUUUCAAGCGCCUUCUGCUCUUCGAAAAAGUUCCCUCUCCGACCACUUCAAGCAUUAGUUUCUAUCAAUGAGGCUGCAAAAAGAUCCUCCAAGGCUUGUGAUGUUACUGCAUCAACCGCAAAAAAAGACAUUCAUUUAGAGAAGAGUUGUUUUGAUGGGAUCAAGGCUCAUGAAAAGAUUCAAGCCAUGGACAAAACUUCAAUGGUCAGAACUCUGAAAGAUCAUCUGUACCAAUGCCCUAGCAAGUUGUCUGAGGAAAUGGUCAGGUGUAUGGCUGCAGUAUACUGCUGGCUUCGUAGCACAACAUCUAUGACUCCUGGAAAAGACAGAUCACCUAUGUUGUCAAGGUCAUCCACUAAUGUUGUACUCCCUAGACGAGGUAUCAGAGAUUAUCGAGAUUGGUCUUGCAAAUCCAUGGUAGAAAUAUCUUGGAUUUCGACUGAUAAAACACAGUUCUCUCGUGCAUCUUAUGCCAUCAGUAACUAUAGAGUUUUAGUGGAGCAACUAGAAAAAGUGACUGUCAGCAAAAUGGAAAAGGAUGCACAAAUUGCAUUCUGGAUCAAUGUGUACAAUGCCCUCAUUAUGCAUGCAUAUUUAGCAUAUGGAAUUCCUCACAACUCUUUGAGAAGGUUAGCCUUGUUUCAUAAGGCUGCUUAUAACAUUGGUGGUCAUAUUAUUAGUGCAAAUGCCAUAGAGCAGUCCAUAUUUUGUUUUCGUACACCCAGAGUUGGAAAGUGGCUAGAGACCAUCCUUUCAACUGCAUUGCGGAAAAAAUCUGGUGAAGAAAAGCAACUUAUUAGCUCCAAGUUUGGUCUUUCGGACGCUCAACCCCUAGUCUGCUUCGCCCUCUGUACCGGAGCAUUUUCUGAUCCCGCGUUAAGAGUGUAUUCAGCAACAAGUGUUAAAUAUGAGCUAGAAGUUGCAAAAAGAGAGUUUCUUCAAGCAAAUAUAGUUGUGAAGAAGUCAAGGAAAGUAUUUCUACCCAAAUUACUCGAGCGAUUCGCGAAAGAGGCCUCUAUUAGCUCAGAUGAUCUUCUCAAGUGGGUUACUGAAAACGUCGAUAAGAAACUCCAUGACUCGAUCCAGAAAUGCAUCCAUGGUAAAUCAAGCAAAAAGGCAUCACAAAUCAUAGAUUGGUUACCUUACAGCUCUAGGUUCCAAUAUGUGUUCUCCAAGGAACUAACAGAGAAACCAUGGUGGGUAUGACUUAACUAUGUAUGAUUUUAUGCAGGAUUAUUGAUCUUUGUGGUAGGCUAUGAAUUAGAAGUUUAACUUAAUUUGCAGGCAGUGUAUUGUAAAAUUAAUUGACAUGUUCAUUCUAACGAGCUCAAUAUCGUUUGUAAAAGCAAAGUGGCCCCUUGUCUACCUCUAGAUCCAAUAGACAAUAAUGGCUUUGUCUUCC
Mercurialis annua (annual mercury) is the source of this 2227-nucleotide messenger RNA. RefSeq lists its product as uncharacterized. NCBI's taxonomy places the organism in Eukaryota, Viridiplantae, Streptophyta, Magnoliopsida, Malpighiales, Euphorbiaceae. The transcript has 11 exons. The record is from RefSeq and is a predicted model, not a curated record. Bases 289 to 2031 code for a protein of 580 amino acids.